This is a messenger RNA of Synchytrium microbalum, 555 nucleotides long. RefSeq lists its product as uncharacterized. Bases 1 to 555 code for a protein of 184 amino acids. The transcript has 5 exons. Lineage: Eukaryota; Fungi; Chytridiomycota; Chytridiomycetes; Synchytriales; Synchytriaceae. Gene Ontology annotation, molecular function: protein binding. The record is from RefSeq and is a predicted model, not a curated record.
AUGGGACGAGGCAUCAAACAGAUCUUGGAAGAGGCGCGACAUGAAUCCUCGAACAUGCUUGAUCUAGACGAGCAGGGACUGAAAGAAAUACCAUCAGAGCUGUGGGAAAUUCAGACUCUUGGAAGACUAAAUCUAUCUCAUAACAAGAUUACUGAUCUGCCAGAAGACAUUGCAAGACUCAGCAAGCUGGAAUUACUGACCAUAUUCAAUAACAAGCUGGAUUCAUUGCCAAAGUCGAUAUCAUCGUUGCCGUUGCUCAAGAUAGUCACCGCCAGGCAUUUGGUGUUGAGAGAUAACAAGCUUGUCUCGCUACCCAAAGAGAUUGGCAAACUCAAAGAAAUUCGAUUCUUAUUGUUACAAGGCAAUCGUUUGACUACUCUGCCAAAAGAACUUGCAAACACGCCAUUGGACAGUUCUGGUGCUAAAUUGAGACUGGCUGGUAACCCACUUGCAAGUGCUAUCGUUGAUGUCCUAAAGAGGACUGGCGUACCUGGGCUCUUUGCAUUGAUGCGGACUGAAGAGUAUGAAAAGGAUGUUGAGAACACUAUUGGGUAA